AUGGCUCAGAAUGGUGAUGCACAGCCAAAUGAAAACCAGAAUGGUGGUGAUUCACAACCAAAUGAAAAUCAGAAAGCCGCUUCACUGGAACAAGAGACUGAAGUUGAUGAAUUGCUACGAUACCGGAGGACAUCAAAGACACCCCUUGUUUGCAAGCUAGAUUCAGUUCGCAAGGAGAUUUUAGGACUUGCUGUUCCUGCAGUCCUUGCUUUAGCUGCUGACCCUGUGGCUUCUCUUGUGGACACAAUGUUCAUUGGUCGUCUUGGUGCAAAUGAUAUUGGUGCUGUUGGAGUUGCAAUUGCCAUAUUUAACCAACUUUCAAGGAUUACCAUGUACCCCAUUGUGAGCAUUACCACUUCCUAUGUUUCUGAGGAAGACACUAUGGAAAGAUUGGGUAUUGAAGCAAAAGAGGCAGAGGCCUUCAAGCUUCAGAACUUGGAAGAAGGUGCUGCAAGAAACGCUGAAACAAAAGUGGCUACGCCAGAAAAUGGUGAAACAAAAGUGGCUACACCAAGUAAUGAUUCUAUUGCAGUAUCAAUCAAGUCUCCCUCUGUCACUAGUCCCAAGGCUGCACCUCGCAAAAGGGGGAAGCGAAACGUUCCUUCAGCAACAACAGCACUUACCAUGGGCACACUUCUUGGUGUGGCACAAGCUUUGCUACUUAUGUUUCGGUCAAAAGUUCUCUUGAGGAUCAUGGGUGUGAAGACUGAUUCCCCUAUGUAUGUACCAGCAACCCAGUACUUGACACUAAGAGCACUUGGUGCUCCUGCAGUUCUUCUCUCCUUAGCUAUGCAAGGGGUCUUCCGAGGCUUUAAGGAUACCAGAACUCCUCUAUAUGCCACAGCUAUUGGAGAUGGAAUGAAUGUGGUUUUGGACCCCACAUUCAUCUUUGUUUUGCAUAUGGGAGUCAGGGGUGCAGCCAUUGCACAUGCUCUUUCACGGUACCUAAUUGCUCAUAUUCUUUUCUUGAGAUUGAUUCAAGAAGUAAAUAUCUUUGCUCCAAAAUGGAGGGAGUUACAAUUUGGUCGGUUUCUUAAAAAUGGUUUUCUGAUGCUGUCAAGAGUUAUAGCUGUGACAUCUUGUGUGACCUUUGCCGCAUCAUUGGCUGCAAGGCUUCGCCCUACUCCAAUGGCUGCAUUCCAGAUUUGUUUGCAGGUCUGGUUAACAUCCUCACUUCUUGCUGAUGGUUUGGCUAUUGCUGGACAGGUAGGAAAUGCCUUUUUUUUCCCCAUCAAGCUAGUUAAUUUUUAUAUUAGACAAGAAUUAUAUUUGGUAGUAGAAACUGCCAUCCGGGUAUCACAGAUGGGUCUUGUUGCUGGUUUUGGGCUCCUUGUUCUGGUUGGAUCUGGUUUAUACUUUGGAGCUGGAGUAUUUACCACUGAUAAAAAUGUUCUGCACCUUAUGUAUUUAGGCAUUCCGUUUAUUGCUGGAACACAACCAAUAAACACCUUUGCUUUUGUUCUUGAUGGUGUGAACUUUGGAGCAGCUGACUUUGCAUACACUGCAUAUUCAAUGAUUAUGAUGGCUAUUGCAAGUAUUACCUCAGAAUACCUCCUUGCUAAAUACAGAGGUUAUCUUGGAAUCUGGUAUGCCUUAGUUAUCUACAUGGGAUUGCGUACAAUUGCUGGUGUUUGGAGGGUGGGCGCAGCAACUGGUCCUUGGCGCUCCCUCAGGGGCCGUUUGGUAACGUUGUUUGUAUUUUUUGGAAAUACAAGUGAGUGAAAAAGUGUGUGAAAAUACAUGUAAUGCUGUUUAAAAACUCUUAAACCACCCUACCAAACGCCCCUUUAGCAAAGCAACAAUAAUUCAUAAAAUCACAUUCUCUAACUCAAAGAAUCAAGAAAUUAAGAGACUUCAAAUCACCCCCUACACCAAAAAGUAACCCCAAACACCACAAAAGUUUCAGAUCCUAUAGCAUCUACCAGAAAGAGAAUAUAGAAAAUCAGUCAUACCCAAAAAGCUUAAAUCCUAGCCAAUGAUCAACAAAGAGAAUCUUAGCUAUAAGGUCAUACAACACAUCACCUAGGAUCGUCUAAAGUAAAUCUAUUCCAUCUAUACAUUCCUUUACGAAAUACCCAUUUACAAAAAACAAAAUAUAAUCUAGAAUCACCUAAAGCUAAAUCUCAAAUUGUUGUUCCUUUACAAAAAUAGCCAUGUAUAUAAAACAACAUUAUCUAGAAUCAUCUAGAGCUAAUCUAUCACAUUUUUUGCUCCUUUACAAAAACACCCACGUAUAAAAACAAAAGGGAAUCGUAUUAAUUCCUCUCAAAGUUAAAGUCUUCUUUAUAUCAAGAAUCUAUAAGCAUCAUCGAAUAUUAUCACCUAAAUUAGAGGCUGAAAUUUUUAUAUAAAAAAUAAAGAAAUAUAAGCCUUAAAUUUAUGACCCAAAAAAAUAUAUCUACUAUUUUGACCAAUAGAAAAAAAGGAACAAAAUUUAACUUCCAGAUUUCUCGGGUUGUACGAACCAAUUAAAAAACAGAGACUUUUAAAAAGAAAAAUUCCACACCUAUAUUUUCCGUCCUUUUCCUUCAUUUUCAAGGCAACCAAACAGGACCUAGGCAAUCGAAUAUUUUAUACUAUAACACACCCGCACAGUAAUCAAAGCCUAAUUUUUUUUUUUUAAAUCCAACAACUUUUGUACUCCUUCGUUUUUCUCCACUUUCUUGGAAACCAAACAAUAAGAAAAUUAGUUCAAGAUCGGAUCAAAACGCAAUCGCACUAGCCAAAACCAGCUAAAAAAUCUCUCUCAAAACAACAAAGAGAGAGAGAAAGAGAGAGAAUCAAAACAAUUUUCUUCUCGAGAAACAAGCAGUUCAAAAUCAGCUAAAAAUUCACUCUCAAAACAAAUUCAGAAGAGAGAGAGAAAGAGAGAGAAAUUCCAAACAAAUUUCUUCUCGAGAAACAAACAGGUCAAAAUCAGCUAUAAAAAAAAAAAUCACUCAAAACAAAUUCAGGAGAGAGAUUCCAAAUAAUUUUCCGUUUCCUUUCCUUUUUCCUUCGUAUUCCUCCACUUUCUCAGCAACCAAAACCACGAAACCAGUUCAAACCCAG
Quercus lobata is the source of this 3051-nucleotide messenger RNA. Its product is annotated as protein DETOXIFICATION 43-like. The transcript has 13 exons. Gene Ontology annotation, molecular function: antiporter activity; xenobiotic transmembrane transporter activity; citrate transmembrane transporter activity. Bases 1 to 1722 code for a protein of 573 amino acids. The record is from RefSeq and is a predicted model, not a curated record. Gene Ontology annotation, biological process: transmembrane transport. Lineage: Eukaryota; Viridiplantae; Streptophyta; Magnoliopsida; Fagales; Fagaceae. Gene Ontology annotation, cellular component: membrane.